UCGUUUUCUCUGUCUACUGUAUUUCGUGUUUUCGCCGAAUAGAAGUAAACCAGAUCAUGAUUCAUGAAUCCAUAAUCAAGUAAGAAAUCAAGAUCAUCUCUUUUGAAGAAGAAGAAGUGAGAUUUUCUAAUCCAAUAAUCCAAUAUGAACAACAACAACAACAGUAGAAGAAGAGAGAAAACGAAGAUGAAGAUAGCAUUAAGUUGCUCGAUCUGUCAAACAAACUACGACGAAAGCCAACGAGUUCCUCUAACUCUUCAAUGCGGUCAUAGUUUCUGUAAACUAUGCCUUUCUCGUCUCUUCUCCUCAACGCCUUCCACCGCCGUUUCAUGUCCUGGUUGCCGACACGUCUCCGCCGUCGGGAACUCCAUUUCCGCACUCCCUAAAAACUUUCCUCUUUUAUCUCUCUUACGUCCUAAUGAUACCAAUUCAGAUGCUUAUUCCGACACCGACGAUGAAGACGGCGAUGCUCGUUCUGUCAGUGAAGACGGUGGUGAUAACGGUAACGGUAAUGUUCAGAGGUGUUUUGGAGUUGGAUUUUCUAUUGAUAUGUCUAGGCAUCGGAAUUUGAGGUUGAUUGAGAAAUUUAGUGAAGGGAGGAGGGUUGGGGCGGAACUUUGGAAGGCGAAUUUGAGUGGUAAAGGGUGCGGGGGACAUGUUGUGGCUGUUAAGCGGGUGAAAAUUGGAGAGGGGAUGGAUGUGGAAUGGGUGCAAGGUGAGCUGGAGAAGCUGAGGAGAGCGUCUAUGUGGUGUAGAAAUGUGUGUAGUUAUCAUGGUGCUAUUGUUUUGGAUGGUUAUAUUUGUCUUGUGAUGGAUAAGUCUUCUAGCUCAGUGGAAAUUGAAAUGCAGAAAAAUGGAGGAAGGCUUACACUGGAGCAAAUUCUCAGAUUUGGCGCGGAUAUUGCUCGUGGAGUAGCUGAGCUUCAUGCAGCAGGAGUUGUAUGCAUGAACUUGAAACCUUCCAAUUUCCUAUUGGAUGCAAAUUAUCAUGUUAUAGUUUCUGAUUAUGGGCAUCCGCUUAUUUUGAGAAAGUCUUCUUGUCGUAAAGCUCGAGAAAUUGAUUCAUUGCAAAAGCAUUUAUGCAUAGAAUGUAUGCUGCUUAGUCCAAAUUAUACUGCACCUGAGGCCUGGGAACCAGCAAAGAGAUCUCUCCCCUUAUUCAGAGAAGAUGCUGCUGGCAUAUCUUUGGAGUCAGAUGCCUGGAGUUUUGGUUGUGCUCUGGUUGAAAUGUGCACUGGGUCUACCCCGUGGGCAGGUUUGAAUGCUCAGGAAAUUUAUCGUGCUGUUGUCAAGGACCGAAGGCUACCUCCACAAUACUCAACUAUAGUUGGUGCUGGAAUCCCAACUGAAUUAUGGAAGAUGAUUGGUGAUUGUUUGCAGUUUAAAGCAUCAAAGAGACCAGCAUUUAAUGAUAUGCUAGCCAUAUUUUUACGUCAUUUGCGCGACAUACCUCGUAGUCAUCCAGAUAGUCCUAUCAAUGGGUUUGCUGAGUGUCCUGAGAUAGACACAAGAGCGAAGUCUCCUACGUCUGUUUUGGAUGCUUUCCAUGCUAGCCCUAACUAUCUGCAUCAACUUGUGUCUGAAGGUGAUCAGAAUGGUGUUAGGGAUCUUCUUGCUAAGGCAGCUUCAACAAGUGGUAGCAGCUCCAUCCUUUCUCUACUAGAAGCACGAGAUGCUGAUGGUCAAACUGCUUUACACUUGGCUUGUAGACGAGGUUGUCUUGAACUAGUUGAGGCCAUCUUGGAAUACAGUGAGGCUGAUCCAAAUCUCCCAAACAAAGAUGGCAAUCCACCAAUUGUAUUUUCUCUGGCAGCUGGAUCCCUAGAAUGUGCUCGUGCUCUCAUAAGAAAAUCACCUGGUGUUGUACAUAAGAUGAAUGAAAGCCUUGGCUCAUCUGUUGCUCAUGUUUGUGCAUAUAACGGCCACCCAGACUGCAUGCGUGAGAUACUAUUGGCAGGAGCCGACCCAUAUACUCUGGAUGACAAUAAUGAAUCCAUUCUACAUGUGGCCCUUGCCAACAAAUUCACAGAGUGUGCCAUUUCCAUAUUGGAAAAUGGAGGGUGCAGAUUAAUGGGUGUCCUAAAUUCAAAUAAAAUCACACCUCUACAUUUGUGUGUAGAAAUGUUGAAUGUGACAGUUGUCAAAAGGUGGGCUGAAGUUGCUACAAUGGAAGAGAUUGCUGAAGCAAUUGAUAUAGCAAGCUCAGUGGGAACAGCAUUAUGCAUGGCAGCUGCUUUAAAGAAGGAUCGUGAGCCUGAGGGUAGGGAGCUUGUGAAGAUAUUGCUAUCUGCGGGUGCUGAUGUUAAUUCACAAGAUUGCCAAUAUUGGCGUACUGCUUUGCACACAGCUGCUAUGGCCAAUGAUGUUGAGCUGGUGAAGAUUAUUCUUGAUUUUGGAGUGGAUGUGAAUAUCAGAAAUGUAAACAAUACCAUUCCUCUUCAUUUAGCAUUGGCCAAAGGUGCAAAGCCAUGUGUUGAACUGCUCUUAUCCUCUGGAGCAGACUGUAAUUUGCAGGAUGAUGAUGGUGAUAAUGCUUUCCAUAUUGCUGCUGAUGCAGCAAAAUUGAUUCGUGAGAACCUCGAAUGCCUUGUUUUCAUGCUGCAAUAUCCUGAUGCUGCUGUUGAAACAAGAAAUCACAGUGGCAAGACAUUGUGUGACCUUUUGGAAGCCCUACCACGAGAAUGGAUUUCCGAAGAUCUGGUGGAAGCUCUAAUGGAGAAAGGAGUUCAUUUGUCACCAACAAUAUAUCAACCUGGGGACUGGGUAAAAUUCACGAGAAAAGUUGUGAUUCCAACAUAUGGCUGGCAAGGUGCUAUGUAUAGAAGUGUUGGAUUUGUGCGAACAGUUUUGGAUAGUGACAAUCUUGUUGUGUCAUUUUGCUCCGGAGUGGCUCAUGUAUUAACAAAUGAAGUUAUAAAGGUGAUUCCUCUGGAUAGAGGACAGCUGGUGCGCAUCAGGACCGAUAUUGAACAACCAAGGUAUCCAUUGACCGGCCUUUCACUUAGCAGCAUUGGAACAGUUCUUUGUGUGGACGAUGAUGGGAUUGUACGCAUUGGAUUUACUGGUGCAUCAAGGGGGUGGCAAGCUGAUCCUGCAGAACUUCAAAGGGUUGAAGAGUUCAAAAUAGGUGACUGGGUGCGUGUUCUCCCCACAUUGACAGUUACCAAACAUGGACUUGGAGCUGUCACUCCUGGGAGCAUUGGUGUAGUCUGCUGCAUCAGACCUGAUCAUAGCUUAGUGUUGGAAUUUAGUUACUUGUCAAACCCAUGGCUUUGCGAACCUGAGGAGGUUGAAUCAGUCACCCCUUUUAGGAUUGGUGACAGGGUGUGUGUGAAACGAUCUGUUGCGGAGCCGAGAUUUGCUUGGGGUGGUGAGACACAUCAUAGUGUUGGAAGAAUUAUAGACAUAGAGAGUAAUGGAUUUCUGAUUAUUGAAAUACCAAAUCGAGCCAGACCGUGGAAAGCUGAUCCAUCAGAUAUGGAAAAGGUGGACGUGUUGAAGGUUGGUGACUGGGUCCGAGUGAAGGCUUCUGUUCCAUCACCAAAAUAUGGAUGGGAAGACAUUAACCGUCUUAGCAUUGGGAUUGUCCACAGCUUAGAUGAUGGUUGUGACGUGCAUGUUGAAUUCUGCUUCAGGACCAAACAUUUUAUGUGCUCUGUCACAGACUUGGAGAAGGUUUCACCCUUCGAAGUCGGACUAAAGAUUCGUAUUAUGCCAUCUGUUUCUCAACCUCAACUCGGUUGGUCAAAUGAAUCGGCAGCAACAACUGGGGAAAUUUCAAGUAUAGACAUGGAUGGAACUCUAAAUGUUAAAGUCGCCGGAAGAACCACCUUCUGGAAAGUUGCUCCAAGCGAUGCAGAACGUCUGCCUGAAUUUAAAGUCAACGAUUGGGUCCGCGUAAAGCAGUUUCUCGGAAACAGACCAAAUCAUGAAGGAAACGUUAAUGUAAAAGACAGUAUAGCCGUAGUCCACAGUACCCACGAUAUUUUCCAUGUGGAACUAACUUCCUGUUUCCGUCGAGGCAGAUGGGAAGUUCACUAUUCCGAAAUCGAAAAGGUCGAACCCUUCAAAGUAGGCCAACACGUUUGUUUCAGAUCAGCAAUAAUCGAGCCAAGGUGGGGAUGGAGAGGCGUCAACCCUAAUUCACGUGGCAUUAUAGUCGGUAUAGAUAGUAACGGUGAAUUAAAAAUAUCCUUCUCCGGUUUGCCUCAAUUAUGGAGAGGAGACCCCGCCGAUCUCCAAGUCGAACAAAUAUUCCAGGUCGGAGAAUGGGUCGAAUUAAAAGAAGACUCCGGAACAUGGAAAUCGAUAGGACCCGGGAGUAUCGGCAUAGUUCAAGGAGUCGGUUAUCUCGAUAAUCAAUGGGAUGGGAACGUUCUAAUCGCGUUUUGCGGCGAGCAAGAACUAUGGGCAGGUCCCAAUCACAAGUUGAAAAGAGCAGAGAAGCUUGUGAUCGGUCAAAGGGUUCGGGUAAAGCCCACAAUUGAACAACCGCGUUUCGGGUGGUCGGGUCAUUCGCAUAGUAGUGUCGGAACGAUAACAGGUAUAGAUGCGGAUGGAAAGCUAAGGAUGUUUGCAGCUUCAGGCUCGCGGGCUUGGAUGCUUGACCCGUGGGAAGUGGAGGUGGUGAUUGAAGAGAAACUCCGGGUGGGAGAUUGGGUUAGGGUUAAAAAGACGGUUUCUAACCCGACCCAUCAUUGGGGAGAGGUGAAUCAUAAGAGCAUUGGGGUGGUGCAUAGAAUAGAGGAAGGGGAUUUAUGGGUUUCGUUUUGUUUCUUGGACCGGCUUUGGGUGUGUAAGGAAGUUGAAAUGGAAAGGGUUCGGGCUUUUCAGAUUGGCGAUAGAGCGAAAUUUCUUGAUGGUUUGGUUACGCCGAGAUGGGGAUGGGGAAUGGAGACUCCAAAGAGUAAAGGAGAAGUUGUUGGAGUUGAUGCUAAUGGGAAGUUAAGGAUUACGUUUAAAUGGAGAAAUGGUCGACCUUGGGUCGGGGAUCCAGCCGAUAUUUGUCUCGAUGAAGACUAAGUUAGUCAGUUGUUCAUUGUCAUUACUAGUUGUCGCCAUUUAUUUUAUUUUAUUUUUGUUUGUUCGUGUUGGUUUGUAAAACUUUUUUCCUUUUUAUAUGGAUCGUCGAGGAUAAACAAAGUUGAGAGCUCCCUGUAGAUAUAAAGGUAGAGCUUUCUGUUGUAGAGAUGAAUGUAAUACGUUUAUGAUGUAUGUAUACAAUUUUACGUAGCCUAUUAUUUGUAA
This is a messenger RNA of Impatiens glandulifera, 5247 nucleotides long. Its product is annotated as E3 ubiquitin-protein ligase KEG-like. The record is from RefSeq and is a predicted model, not a curated record. The transcript is spliced from 16 exons. Gene Ontology annotation, biological process: defense response; protein phosphorylation; abscisic acid-activated signaling pathway. Gene Ontology annotation, molecular function: ubiquitin-protein transferase activity; protein binding; protein kinase activity. The coding region runs from base 145 to 5022 and encodes 1625 amino acids. Gene Ontology annotation, cellular component: trans-Golgi network; early endosome. Lineage: Eukaryota; Viridiplantae; Streptophyta; Magnoliopsida; Ericales; Balsaminaceae.